GGGGGGAGGACAGGAGGGGAGGAGGAGGGAGGGGGGACCCCCGAGUCGCCCCCUCUCCUCCCCCCGCCCCCCAACUCCAUCCUCCGCCGCCGCCCGAGCAGCUGCGGGGCCGGGGCCGCCGCCGCCGCCGCCUUUGCAGGCUGAGUCAUCACUGGAGAGUGGGAAGGGCAGCAGCAGCAGCAGACUCCAGACCCUGAAGCUGCUAUCACAGAGUACCAUUUCUUCGAGGUGGGGGCUCAGAGGGAGCCAUCAUGAGCGAUGUUACCAUUGUGAAAGAAGGUUGGGUUCAGAAGAGGGGAGAAUAUAUAAAAAACUGGAGGCCACGAUACUUCCUUUUGAAGACAGAUGGCUCAUUCAUAGGAUAUAAAGAGAAACCUCAAGAUGUGGAUUUACCUUACCCCCUCAACAACUUUUCAGUGGCAAAGUGCCAGUUAAUGAAAACAGAACGACCAAAGCCAAACACAUUUAUUAUCAGAUGUCUCCAGUGGACCACUGUCAUAGAGAGAACAUUUCAUGUAGAUACUCCAGAAGAAAGGGAAGAAUGGACAGAAGCUAUCCAGGCUGUAGCAGACAGACUGCAAAGGCAAGAAGAGGAGAGAAUGAAUUGUAGUCCAACUUCACAAAUUGAUAAUAUAGGGGAGGAAGAGAUGGAUGCUUCUACAACUCAUCAUAAAAGAAAGACAAUGAAUGAUUUUGACUAUUUGAAACUACUAGGUAAAGGCACUUUUGGGAAAGUCAUUUUGGUUCGAGAGAAGGCAAGUGGGAAAUAUUAUGCUAUGAAGAUUCUGAAGAAAGAAGUCAUUAUUGCAAAGGAUGAAGUGGCACACACUUUAACGGAAAGCAGAGUAUUAAAGAACACUAGACAUCCCUUUUUAACAUCCUUGAAAUAUUCCUUCCAGACAAAAGACCGUUUGUGUUUUGUGAUGGAAUAUGUUAAUGGUGGAGAGCUGUUUUUCCAUUUGUCGAGAGAGCGGGUGUUCUCUGAGGACCGCACACGUUUCUAUGGUGCAGAAAUUGUCUCUGCCUUGGACUAUCUACAUUCCGGCAAGAUUGUGUACCGUGAUCUCAAGUUGGAGAAUUUGAUGCUGGAUAAAGAUGGCCACAUAAAAAUUACAGAUUUUGGACUUUGCAAAGAAGGGAUCACAGAUGCAGCCACCAUGAAGACAUUUUGUGGCACACCAGAAUAUCUGGCACCAGAGGUGUUAGAAGACAAUGACUAUGGCCGAGCAGUAGACUGGUGGGGUCUCGGGGUUGUCAUGUAUGAAAUGAUGUGUGGGAGGUUGCCGUUCUACAACCAGGACCAUGAGAAACUUUUUGAACUGAUACUAAUGGAAGACAUUAAAUUUCCUCGAACACUCUCUUCAGAUGCAAAAUCAUUGCUUUCAGGGCUCUUGAUAAAGGAUCCAAAUAAACGCCUUGGUGGAGGACCAGACGAUGCAAAAGAAAUUAUGAGACAUAGUUUCUUUUCUGGAAUAAACUGGCAAGAUGUAUAUGAUAAAAAGCUUGUACCUCCUUUUAAGCCUCAAGUAACAUCUGAGACAGAUACCAGAUACUUUGAUGAAGAAUUUACAGCUCAGACUAUUACAAUAACGCCACCUGAGAAAUAUGAUGAGGAUGGUAUGGACUGCAUGGACAAUGAGAGGCGGCCGCAUUUCCCUCAGUUUUCCUACUCUGCAAGUGGACGGGAAUAAGUUCCUUUCAUUCCGCUACUUCACUGUCAUCUUAGAUUUAUUACCGAAAAUGAUUCUCGGACAUCACCACCAGUCCUAGCUCUUAAAGACAGCAGGGGGCACCUUCCGACAUCCCAGACUGGUCAAGGGUCUUCACCCCUCGCCACCUUUCACCCACAGAGAACACAUAGACGCAAACACACUCCAGUUUUUGUUUUUGCAUGAAAUUGUAUCUCAGUCUAAGGUCUCAUGCUGUUGCUGCUAUUGUCUUAAUAUUAUAGCAACUUUAAGAAGUAAUUUUACAAUCUUUGGAAGUCAUGAGCCCACCAUGUUCAUUUGUGCACCAGUCGUCAUCUUUUAUCUUUUAGUUUUUGUUUUUCCCCUAACAGUGAAGGCUAAAUGAGAUACGCUGAUUUAGGUACAUUUUUUUAACUUUCUAGAAGAUAAAUCAAAAACUAAUUAGACUAAGAAGAAUUAGUUUGUAAUUCCGAGCAAGCACCUGUGGAAGGGUGGUGAUGUGCAGGUGGAGAGCUUGUGGAGCGCACAUCAGAUGAAUGCACACCGUAGGUGCUGCAUCACUGAGACCGGGCUGGGACUCGCAGGAAGCACUGAGGGAAGGAUGAACAACUGCUGAGACACAGAUGCUAUUUUUUUUUUUUUAAAUUCUUGUCGGACACUGCAGAGGAAGCCCAGUAUCACACGUGGACAUCCAGACUUCACGGGCAAUCAUGGGCAGAUGAACAUUGCUGCACCGAGAGAUGAAGGUAUUUACGCAGAGUCAUGUAAAGGGUCUUAGGAUACAGUUUGCGCCAGAGAGCAUUUUUUCCCCUGUGCUUGGAAACCUUUUUCCCUUCUUGAUAAUUAUCACCUCUGAUGGCUGAAGAAUGUAGACAGAUACAGUGAUCCUGCUUCUCACCAAAAUUUGUUCACCAAGGUAAACAGUGUUUGCCUUACUAGUUUUCAUUUUUUACUUUCAGUUCUACGUGAAUUAGUCUUUUCUCAAACGUUAAAACUUUGAAUGUCCUUUUAUGAUUUUGUUUAUAUUGCAGUAGUAUUUAUUUUUUAGUGAUGAGAAUUGUAUGUCAUGUUAGCAAAUGCAGCUCCAACUUAUAUAAAAUAGACUUACUGCAGUUUCUUUUGACCCAUGUGCAAGGAAUGUACAUGCCAAUGAGAAUCAAAUGCACUUUUUCUCCAGUGUUUAAAGAAAAUGAUAUGGCUCUGAAGUUACAUAUUGGUUAGAAUUGGUCUUUGGGAGAAGAGAUGCUAUCAUUUGACCCCUGGGUGCUGAAAAUUAGAAAAUCCAUGCCAAGGGGUUAAUGAAACAAGUAGAUCUUGAUGAUUACUCACUGAAGAACUGAAGUGUUAUGAUGGCCUGGCAACAUAAUGCAAUGGAGAAAAUUAAGACCUGAAUGAUAAGAAAUGAACUUUCCUUGGCAAAAUGAACACAUCUUGAAUAUUCACUAAGUAGGCAGUAAAGGAUUAGAACCUGUUGUGUUUAUUCUGAUCAUGGUACAUUUAUCACUCAAUUAAGCCAUCAGGGAAAACAAAACAAAACAACACCUCCAGCUUUUCUUUUUCUGUAUAUAUUCAUGUCCCCAGAUUCCAACAUUUCUCACUGAAAGGGGACAUGUAUGCAAACCUCAUCUUUCUCCUUCAUUAAUGAUGAUCUUCAGAUUCAACCCUUUGGUGCUAGGAGCUGACAUUUUCCAAAGCAGCCUGUGAAGUCCAAGGGGCUGGGGGCAUUCCUGUGGCAAGCAGGAGGCCACCCCACUCCAUGGAGUGAUCAUGGAGAUGUACUUCAGUUAAUCUGACAGCUCCCAAACGGAAGACUACAGCGUGACACAGUGUUAUGAUUGCGUUGCAUGCAAGAGCAAGUGACUCUCUCAGUAGGAUGAAUCAGAUUCACAAUGCAGAUGUCUUAGCCUCUUGACGCUAGAAGUGUGGCUUUACAGCUCUGAAACCACUGCUGGCGGUGGGUGGGCCUCUGGCACUGAUGGGGGAUUAAAGGGCAUUUUACUAAGGCAGCUAAGACAUAUUCAGACAUAGGUUUUAUAAUUUUUCAUAUUUCUACCUAAGUAGAGUUCAUCCUUGGUAUUGAGUAGGAAGCUACAGUAAAUGGUAGUUCACUCUUACACAUUUAGCUUGACCUUUUUUCCCCCCAGUAUGGAAUUAUGUUGAAUGUUUCACAUUGACAAGAAAGUAGGCUUGAAGGUUUGUCCUUUAAGUUGUCUUGCACCCAUCAUAUAAGAAGGAAACAGGUGAGAAGAAGAGAAGGAAAGUGAGACUGGCUGAUGUUCGGAGCAUUUAUUCCUUCAGAGGGAAACCGCGACACUAAAGCUCAUAGCUUCCUGUGGUUUUGUUUUUUUCCCCCUAAAUCUCAAGUUGAUUUCCAUGACCUUGGCCAAGGAUACUUCCUGAAGAUGAAUGACAGUGCUCCAGGCUGGCUGCUACCCACAGCUGGCUUUCAGUCACACCUGGGGUUCACUCACUCAACCCUCAGAUUCUGUUAGUGUCUUUCUUCUUGGGACUCCCCGAUUUUCACUCCAGAUCUCAGCUGGCAUGGAGGAAUAACAGAGGAACAGAAAUGUAUGUAGAGGGAGAUUACUAAAACUUCCCUUGUGUUGCCCGUAGCUGUAGUUUGGGAUCCUGGCAGGUAGAAGAUCUGAAACCUGAAAUCAUCCUGUCAGAACAGAGUUCAGACUGUGCAGGCUCCGGCUCGCACUAACCAUCAUGCAGUUUGAACCUCUUGUCAGAUACAUAGCCAUCUUGGAGGAAAUUGGCCAUUUCUGCUGGGAUUGUUGGCAGAGUUGCUAAUGGCUUUGCUUUCUAUACACUAAUUACAUAGCAUUAUUCCAGUAUUGUUUUCCAUUUCCCAUACUGAUUUCCGGCUUCUUAAAGCUGACUGUUCAUGCAGGGGCCACUUGCUUCUCCUAGAGUACAAUAGUAAGGGCCUUCCUUACUAACUGCAGGGUCUAUAUAUUACACCUCAAUGUACACACUUUGCUGCUACUGUUUGUACUGUCUACAGUAGAAUUUCCUUAUCUUGCUCCUGGUAGUGCAUUACAGGCAAGCAUGAAAUGUAAAGUAUUUAUUUAAAUAAAAAAGAAAACUUCUAAAUUGGUAAUUGAAUUACCUCCCUGUAGCUUUAUAGUUUGUGACAUUUCUUGACCUUGCUAGUUCUUUCCUUAGAUCCGCGCAAGAUCUAGUUAUCUGGUUAAGGAUUUUAAGCAGAAGCAACUAUGAACCCAAGAAACUGUAUUACUAUUACUGUUGGUCAUACUAAAACUGUUUAUUUCCUUAAGUAUAUGACCCACAAGGAUGUGAAAUAACUACAAGAAACUGUUUUUGUACACUGUACAUCCUUAGUAUUUUUACACGUAUAUGAUAGGGAUGCACAUUAUUUUCCUUCGUACAGACAGCUUAAAUAAAGCACUAUGUCAAUCUGCUACUUCUCUGUUUAUUGUUGUUGGAUGUGGUUCUGUAAUCACAGAAAACUGAAUCUUCCUUUCUGGAAAAGAAAUUUUUAAUAGCUCCCACCUGGUAAUAAUGUACCCCGUAUACGAUGUGACAGGAAAACACGUGAAUUCCUUGUAGCUCAAAACACACGAGACUAUUUUACUUCAGUAAAAUGGCAGUAGUGCAACUGUAUAAACUUUGAGGAAGGGCUGCUUCCAGAGGGGGGGCUACCAGCCCCCUUAACACUGGGUAUGAGACAGCUCUGUGAGCAAGGGAUGCAGUAGGGCUCACUCCAGACCUUAAUCUUCAUAACAAAUGGUUUGAACCCAGGCUUCUUAAGGAAUGUAGCUCAUCAUUAAUGUCUUCCUGAGAAUGUACUGCUCUGCACACUUCCUCUCUACAAGUGUAUUUCUAACACUUCAUAGCCCAUUCACAAACUCAGACAUGGGUUACGGAGGGGUAGGAUGGCUGGCCUACAGUGUGAUUUCUGUUGACUCCUUUUGGAUGGGGCUUGUCUUGGAUUUUACCUCAGAAAAGCUAUCAUAGAAACUUGCCUUCCUUUGCCCCUGUGGCUAAAUCAGUGUGAGGAAUGGCUUUGGGGACCAGAGUCAGUCAGGCACGCCUGUCUCUGUCACACAGCCAAAUUUGAGGGCAUUCUUACUUGUGUUCUUCUCUCAGAACCACUGGGGGUGACAGAUCCAGGAGGCUAAAAUAAAGUAACCUCUAUAAUUCCUUAAAGGUGCUAUUUUUAGAAUAUUGUAUAAUGUAUUCACAGUAUACCUAAAAGAGAACCAAGGACAAUUAAAAUAUCUUCUGUGACAGCCUUCAUGUCUAGCACAUUGGAUGAAAUGAGAAACUUCUGAAUCGGAAUAGAAGUUCUACUAUUUCAGGCUUGAACCUUUUACAUACUCGAGAGACUCAAGUGUUCUCUGUGUGUGUCUCAUGCCACUGAUCCUCAUCGAUUCCGAGAGGCAAGGCUGAACAUAUGGUCACAUCGGAUCUGUGUUGAGAUGAUGAUGAUGACUGGUGGUGGCGGCGGCUUGCUGGCUAGGGAGAACCGCCUGAGGUCGGGGACUUGUUCCAACCACAGCCUUGCCUUUAGGGUUUCAUUGUCAUCCUCAAACACAAUGCAAAAAUUUCAGCAUCCAUCAUGUUUAUUACUUUAAGCAUGUGAGGGCUUAACUGUGUAUAGUAGAAAUACUAUUUUAGAUUAAAAUAAUGAUCUGUGUACAGAUAUUUGAUAAACUCUACGUAAAUUUUCUAAUUUCACUAAGUAUGUUUUUAGGCUUCUCUCAAAUACUGCAUUAUCAAGGAAAAAAAAACCUGACGCCAUCAAGCCAAAGAUGCUUUACUGUCAGUCUGUGUGAACAGAAUGGAAAGAAUAGUACAUAGUGCUUCCUGGUGUCUCCUGAUUGCGCACAGACGAGGAUGAGGAAUAAUAAUGGAGUCUGGCAGGAUGCUAAUUAAAGGCAAAUAAAGGUGAAGAAUGAUACACAGAUCACAAAAAAGGAAGAAAAGUGAAUGGCAAGGAAAAAGUUUGGUCCUAUACACUCUGGCCUCGGGAAAAUGUGCCUUUGGGGUGCGUUUUGUUCAUCACUACAAGGCAAAAAGGAAACAUCAUGAUUCAAGUCUUUAAAAAGUUCAUUUACUGAAAUCCAUGUGUAUCACAUUUCAUACACAUGCGCAGGUUCAGGACGCAUCACGUCAAGCCUUUUCUGGAAACACACCAGGCGCUCUCCUCCGCUAGUGUCACUUCAGCUCUCUCCCUCUCUUAGGACAGGGCCAACAAACCUGGCAGUGAGGACCAGCCCGCUCGAGUCCGAGGCGGCGUCACCCCGGGAAGGUCGUGGUGCGUUGUGGCAUACUAAGAACCAAUCGGAUGACUGUAAAUACCUCUUUGUAAAUCAUUUAUUUCACUCUGUUUCAUCCAGGUCAGCAAUCAGAUUGUGGCAUGCUGGGUAACUGGAAAAAAUAAUAAAAAGUAAGUUUAAAUAGA
This is a messenger RNA of Oryctolagus cuniculus (rabbit), 7122 nucleotides long. It is a transcript of the gene AKT3, whose product is annotated as AKT serine/threonine kinase 3. Gene Ontology annotation, biological process: protein phosphorylation. The record is from RefSeq and is a predicted model, not a curated record. Gene Ontology annotation, molecular function: protein serine/threonine kinase activity; ATP binding. NCBI's taxonomy places the organism in Eukaryota, Metazoa, Chordata, Mammalia, Lagomorpha, Leporidae.